This is a messenger RNA of Musca domestica (house fly), 2079 nucleotides long. RefSeq names its product mitochondrial dicarboxylate carrier. Gene Ontology annotation, biological process: oxaloacetate transport; malate transmembrane transport; phosphate ion transmembrane transport. Gene Ontology annotation, molecular function: oxaloacetate transmembrane transporter activity; sulfate transmembrane transporter activity; succinate transmembrane transporter activity. The record is from RefSeq and is a predicted model, not a curated record. Bases 383 to 1252 code for a protein of 289 amino acids. Lineage: Eukaryota; Metazoa; Arthropoda; Insecta; Diptera; Muscidae. The transcript has 4 exons.
CCUUUUUCAUUGUAAUUGUUACUUUCGUUCGGUAUACAUUGCGUCGUAGGAGAAUUGGCAAAUAUAUUUUUGGCAUUUGGGGUCGGUGGUUUGAUACCACUUGAAUUUAUUUAAAAUCUAUAUUCAAACCCUAACAAAUUGUCAUGCAAAAUUAAUAGUUAUUUUAAAGUUCCUACAUACAAAACCAACAACAGUCCUUCAUUGCUUUGGCAUUAUUGUACCAAGAAGAAUUAUAACCUAAAUACAUUCCAAAAUGCCUGAACUACUGUUGUGUAUAUAGUAUUCCAUAAUCCGCCCAUACAAUUCCGUCCACAAGGAUUUCAACACAAAACCUACAAACACAAGGAUUUUAUUAGUCUGAAUAUACACUUUGCCAAGAAAAAUGUCUGCUGUUGUCGAGGAUAAAUCCAAACGUUUGGGACGUUGGUAUUUUGGUGGUUUGGCUAGUGCCGGAGCAGCCUGCUGUACCCAUCCUCUGGAUCUGGUAAAGGUAGCCUUGCAAACACAACAAGGCAAAUUGUCCGUUGUGCAACUAACAGCCAAAGUUGUACGUGAACAAGGUGUCUUGGCCUUGUACAAUGGUCUAUCCGCAUCCGUGUUGCGUCAAAUGACAUACUCAAUGACACGUUUUGGUAUCUAUGAAGUGGGCAAGAAACACAUUAACACUGAUACUUUCUUGGGUAAAAUUACGCUGGCCAGUUUGUCGGGCUGUUUUGGUGGUAUUGUUGGAACUCCAGCGGAUAUGGUCAAUGUCCGUAUGCAAAAUGAUGUAAAAUUGCCAGCCGAACAAAGAAGAAACUAUAAAAAUGCCAUUGAUGGUCUGAUUAAGGUUUAUCGCCAGGAAGGAUUCAAACGUUUAUUCUCCGGUGCCACUACAGCUACUGGCAGAGGUGUUUUGAUGACUGUUGGUCAGAUUGCUUUCUAUGAUCAGAUCAAAUCUAUGCUCUUGGCAACUCCCCAUUUCCAAGAUAACUUGGCUACACAUUUCACAGCAUCCUUGGCGGCCGGUGCCAUUGCAACAACUCUAACCCAACCCUUGGAUGUUUUGAAGACACGUUCUAUGAAUGCCAAACCUGGAGAAUUCAAAGGACUGUGGGAUAUAGUCAAGUUUACUGCACGUUUGGGACCGAUGGGUUUCUUCAAAGGUUAUAUUCCAGCUUUCGUGCGUUUGGGUCCACAUACAAUUAUCACCUUUGUAUUUUUGGAACAAUUGCGUUUAAAUUUUGGCAUUACACCGCUACAAAAGGCGUAAAGUUCUAACAGAUUUCUAAAUGGCAUGACGCUCUAGAGAAGGAGAACCUAUUUUCUAGAUAAAACAACUAAAGAAAAACAAAUAUAGUUUUAUAUAGGCUUUUAUGCGGAAACUUGGAGAACAGAACGAACAAAUUUUUUGUAUGUACAAUAGAGUAAAGUAAUCGAACGACCGACUCCAAAUUUACCUAUAUACACUGAUUGACUAGCAAAUUGUUUUUUUAUAUGAAUAGUCAAACUUUUUGUUAUUGCAUUUUUUUAUAUAAAUGUAUUUGCCUUUUUUGCUGCUAAAUGAUGUACACAGAUUUAAAUGUAAGCAAUUAUCAGUAAAUGGUCAAAGUUUUUUGAAUCUUUGUACUUAGAAUAAUUUACAAACGCAACAAACAAUAACAAUACCAAUAAUGAUUAAUUAUUAACAACAUUCCUGCUGAAUUGAGUACUACUAGCUUUUUUGAUUUGUAAUUUCGUUUAAGAUAACUAAAUGUAACUUUCAUUUAAGAAACGCAACAUUAUCAAUUACUAUUUAUUUAAAAUAGUUUUUACGAUUCGAGUGAUAAAGUAACUGCAAUUGUUUUUAUUAGUUUUCGUUUGUAUUCUUCACGCACAACUCUAGUUUAUUAAUGUUUUUUAAUUGAUUUUGUCAUAUCUUCCAUAGUUUGUUAAAAACAAGCUGCUGUACGUACUAGCAUAACAAUUGUUGUCUAUUAAAAGGAUUUAUGUUAAAUGUUUUUUUUAUACAUCCUUUAGUGAUUCUUUUGAUUCUAAUUUUAAUUUUGUUAACAAAUGAAGACUGCUUUUUUAAUAAAAAGCUGUAAAAUAUAAACAAAA